Molecule: messenger RNA, 3060 nt
Organism: Bombus pascuorum
Lineage: Eukaryota; Metazoa; Arthropoda; Insecta; Hymenoptera; Apidae
Gene: ThrRS
Product: threonine--tRNA ligase 1, cytoplasmic
Exons: 5
Coding region: 142-2286 (714 amino acids)
Biological process (GO): threonyl-tRNA aminoacylation
Cellular component (GO): cytoplasm
Molecular function (GO): ATP binding; threonine-tRNA ligase activity
Source: RefSeq, a predicted model, not a curated record
AGCAAGUCUAGCUUCAAUAUGGUCGACAACAUGUGUGAAGACGUGGUGAAUAACAUGGAAAACCUGAAUAUGAAGGAAGACAAGGCAUGAAUACUGAUUUUUUUUGAUAAAUUUCUUCAUUUUCAUUUUUAGCGGUAAAAUAUGUUGACGACUUUGCGUAUUUGCAGUUAUAGAAACCUUUACAAUGUUUCUAAGCGGACACAUGCUUGGAAAAUGAAACCAAAGAAAAAAGCUGCUGCCACCGAAGAAAGGAAUAUUUCUGAAUUAAAUCCUUGGCCAAGUUAUAUUCAGGAUCGUAUCGCAUUAUGGGAUAAGCUUAAAGCAGAGUAUGAAGCAUCAUUAGCUUUGAAAACAGUUACUGACAUAAAAGUAACACUACCUGAUGGAAAGGAAGUUAUAGCUCAAUCUUGGCGUACAACGCCAUAUGAGAUUGCCAAAAACAUUAGUCAAGGUUUAGCAGACAGUACUGUUAUUGCAAAAGUUAAUAAUGAACUGUGGGACCUUGACAGACCCUUGGAAUCUGAUUGCAAACUUGAACUCCUUAAAUUUGAUCAUCCAGAUGGCCAACAAGUCUUUUGGCACUCUAGUGCACACAUUUUAGGAGAAGCUAUGGAGAGAGUAUAUGGUGGUUGCUUAUGUUAUGGUCCACCAAUAGAAAAUGGAUUUUAUUAUGAUAUGUAUGUAGGUGAAACAGGAAUUUCCAAUUUAGACUUCCCAUUCUUAGAAACUCUUUACAAAAAGAUAGCUAAAGAUAAACAACCAUUUGAGAGAUUAGAAAUGACUAAGGAAGACCUCUUGGAGAUGUUUAAAUACAACGAAUUUAAAGUUCGGAUUAUUAAUGAAAAAAUACAUACUCCAACUACCACAGUAUAUAGAUGUGGUCCAUUAAUUGAUUUAUGCAGAGGGCCACAUGUUAGACAUACUGGAAAAGUUAAGGCCAUUAAAAUCACAAAAGGUUCAUCUACUUAUUGGGAAGGAAACAUCAAUGCAGAAUCUUUACAGAGAAUUUAUGGCAUCAGUUUUCCAGAUACCAAACAAUUGAAAGAAUGGGAAAAGUUUCAAGAAGAAGCAGCAAAACGAGAUCACAGGAAAAUAGGAAAGGAACAAGAGUUAUUCUUUUUCCAUGAACUUUCUCCAGGAUCAUGUUUCUUUCAACCACGUGGAGCCUAUAUUUAUAAUACUUUAGUUGAAUUUAUUCGUUCUGAAUAUAGAAAACGGGGUUUCCAAGAAGUAGUUACACCUAAUAUUUAUAACAGUAAAUUAUGGCAAACGUCUGGUCACUGGCAGCAUUACGCAGAAAAUAUGUUUUCCUUUGAUGUUGAAAAGGAAACUUUUGCACUUAAACCAAUGAAUUGUCCUGGUCAUUGUAUGGUCUUCGACGUUCGUAUCAGGUCCUGGCGCGAAUUGCCAUUAAGGAUGGCAGAUUUCGGAGUAUUACACAGAAAUGAGUUAUCUGGUGCAUUAACUGGACUAACUAGAGUCAGGCGCUUUCAACAAGAUGACGCGCAUAUAUUCUGUUCGGUUGAUCAAAUUAAAGAUGAAAUGAUCGGCGCGCUUGACUUUUUGAGACACGUGUAUUCCGUGUUCGGUUUCACAUUUAAUUUAUGUUUAUCCACGAGACCCGAAAAGUACAUGGGAGAUAUAGAAAUGUGGGAUCAAGCUGAAAAAGCAUUAGCAGAGAGUUUAGAUGCAUUUGGAGAACCAUGGAAAAUUAAUCCAGAGGAUGGUGCAUUUUAUGGUCCAAAAAUUGACAUAACCAUUAUGGAUGCACUUAAGAGACAUCAUCAGUGUGCUACUAUUCAACUGGACUUCCAACUACCAAUUAGAUUUAAUUUGUCUUAUAUUAACGAAUCUGGGGAAAAAACGAGGCCAGUAAUUAUUCACAGAGCCAUUUUGGGUUCUGUAGAAAGAAUGAUUGCAAUUCUAACAGAAUCAUACGCUGGAAAAUGGCCGUUUUGGUUGUCCCCGCGACAAGUAAUGGUUAUUCCAGUAAGCUCUCAAUUUGAUGAGUAUGCAGAGCAAGUAAAAGAUAAACUUUGGAAUAGUGGAAUUAUGGUAGAGAUUGAUACAGAUUCAAGUGAUACUCUGAACAAAAAAAUUCGAAAUGCUCAACUUGCACAAUUUAACUUUAUUCUCGUUGUUGGAGAAAAAGAACUUAAUGCUGGCACGGUAAAUGUACGAACUAGGGACAAUGUGGUGCAUGGGGAAAUUCUUGUAGAUGACCUAAUUGCAAAAUUCAAAGUAUUCAAAGAGAAAAAGGAUAGAAACUGCGAAGAAAAGUUUUAAAUAAGCUUUAUAUACAGACAAUAUUUAUUUAUUUCCAGACUAUAAUUCUGACAGAAUCAGGUGUAAUGUAGGUCGACAGGAUCUAAAAUCGCAUUUUUUAAAUGUACUAAAUAAUGCACAGAAACUUAUUGAAAGAGAAUAUUAUUAUAAAAAGAGUCUUAUUGAUAAGAUAACCAUAUAAAAGCAUAAGACGAUUAUUUUGCAUUUAAUUAAUUUCAUUUAGUAUUCAAACUUUGGUAUAAUAUCAAGGUAGAAAUAGAAAAUAUACAGAAAUCUGCAUCAAAUUUCAGCAUAUCAAUUCAUGUAUUUAUGCUUGUGAAGUAAUCUGUAAUUUUAUUAUAAGAAUAUUUCUUUUUAUUAAAUAGAUUUUUUUAACGCAAAAACAUGAAUAUAUUUUAUUCAUAGAGAUAAAUUAGACAACGAAAUAUAUAAUCAAUUUAUUUAAUUUUGUUCAAACUCUAUUUUUUAUUCGAUGAUUUGAAAAUGCUAUUACGAUAAAUAAUUUUAUUCGGAAGCUACAAAUAACUUUUUAUUUUUCGCAAUUAUAGCAGAAACAUUGAGUGUACAUUGUAACUAACGAAAUGUUCAUCUCAACGGCUGUGCUCCAUAAUUUAUUGCAGAUAUUGUCAAUAUAUACAUAUUGCUGUAACUGCGCUAAUAUCUUUUGGGAAUAAAUUAUUGUUGUAAACUAUAAAUCACAUCGACACAAAUUGAAAAGUUGUCAUUAAAAUCUCUCAUAAUAUCUUUCACAAUAAAGUAGCAUCUUGGGCUAAA